CGCGCGCGGCGGCUCCGGCUUUGUGUGUAUGUGUGUGAGUGUGUGUGAGUGUGUGAGAGAGUGUGUGUGUGAGUGUGUGAGUGAGUGAGCGGGCGGGCGCGAGUGUGGCCGCCGCGGAGCGCGAGCAGGACCCGGCGGGCGCGCUCCCCCAGCCUCUCUCUCCCCGCCAGAACCAUGUCGGGCAGGUCGGUUCGAGCCGAGACCAGGAGCCGCGCCAAAGAUGAUAUCAAGAGGGUCAUGGCGGCUAUCGAGAAAGUGCGCAAAUGGGAGAAGAAGUGGGUGACUGUGGGUGACACGUCCCUGCGAAUCUACAAGUGGGUCCCUGUGACAGAGCCAAAGGUGGAUGAUAAGAACAAGAACAAGAAAAAGGGCAAAGAUGAGAAGUGUGGCUCAGAGGUGACCACUCCGGAGAACAGCUCCUCCCCAGGGAUGAUGGACAUGCACGAUGAUAACAGCAACCAGAGCUCCAUAGCAGAUGCCUCCCCCAUCAAACAGGAGAACAGCAGUAACUCAAGCCCUGCUCCCGAGCCCACCUCGGCUGUGCCCGGCGAAGGCACCGACACCAAGGCAGAUGAGACCCAGGCAGAUGGGAAGGAGCUCCCUGGGGCCGAAGAUGCUUCCGACGAGCAGAAUUCACAGUCCUCAAUGGAAAACUCGAUGAACAGUUCAGAGAAAGUAGAACGGCAGCCAUCUGGAGACGCGGGUCUAGCUGCAGAGGCGUCCGCAAUCUCUCAGGUACCUCGAUCGAGGCCUCAGAGGGGCAGCCAGAUCGGCCGGGAGCCCGUUGGGGUGUCGGGGGAUUUGGAAGGAGUCCCACCCUCUAAGAAGCUGAAACUGGAGGCCUCGCAACAGAACUCUGAAGAGAUGUAGACACUACGUUCGGUCCUGCUGUCCACGUUCCACGGGAGAGCCAUCUGCAGGCUGAAUUCUAGAACAACUUCCCCCGAGCGAUUCCUCUCGGGUGCAGACAGAACUACUAACUUUCCAAGUUUACCAAGUGCAAAUCCAAGAAAACCCAGAACAGCGUAACUUCUCAGCCACUGAAGAACUUUCUGCUGUGAAGCAAAACACUUGAGUCUCGAAGGGACCGUCCUUGGGAAGGCGGAGUCGACAGCACUCAGGAGUGUCUGCACACUGUCUCUGAAGCCAAGAUCACAUUUGUGUUGCUGCUGUAUUGUUUCGUUCCCCUCUCCGCCACCCCCCACUUGUCUAUUUAACGAUAUAAGCUAUAUUUGAGGGUGGUGCCGAUCAGGAAAUCGGUUUUCGUCGGGGCAUUUCACUGUUCAGCCGAUUCCUUCCGCUUUCUUUUUUUGUGCCUUGUGCCCUUGAGGUGACCUCUGGCAUGUUUUCCCGGUUGUUUUGCAUCUCCCUUUGCAAAGUGCCCUCGGUUUUGUCCAGGCAGCCGGUGCCACCGUCCUCAACAUCUCUCCCCUCCCUGACCUGGGACUUCAGCUGGAGCGGAGCAGGCAGGGAGGAGGGGAAACUGAGGCCUCGGAAGAGCAGGACCUCCUUGGCCACCUGAUUUGCAGGUGCGGAGGGAGGGCGUGGAGCACGCCCUGGGCCCUGGGGCCUGGGUCCAAGGUCCGAGGAGUCUCGAUGUCGUCGGGGCACUGUCCCCGAGGGCGGGCCACUGGAUGUGCUCUCACUUCCUCGGGGCAUCUGAGGCCGGUGUUUCCAAGCCCACCGUGGCCCAGACGGAUACACGGAACCCUUAGAUUGUUCUGGCACUUCCACCCUCUAUCCCCACCAUACCGCUUUCUCCCACACCUCCAAGACGAAAUGGCUUCUGUGGCUGACUGCAGGAUUGUCUCCUUAGGACGAUGAAAGGGCUGAGGAGGCUGGGAGCAGAUGGCAAGAAUAGCUGGUGCUGAACUUUCUCUCCUAGCGUGUUGCCUGGAUUUCAAAUCCACAGUAACCUGCUGCCCUCCGCCUCCCCGGCUCCUCUGGGCUCUCCCCCCACGCCCCCCAGGGGGGGAGGGGAGAUGGCAAAGCGUUCCUGACUCUUCAGAGCCAACAACAGUCCAUCGCCUCUCGCUCCCAGGAUGCGCUGAUGGUCCCCACUGGGGAGCAGACCCUGAUGAUUGGGCCUCAAAGGCCAGAAACAAGGCACCGGGGAGCAGAAAGCUCUACACUCCUCCAGAAAGGGGUGAUUGAGCCCCCAUCCCCUGGCCUCCGUCCUGUGCCUGUGCCAGGACAGCUUCCUCUCACUCAAACGGCGAUGCCCCCCGUGGACAAACCGCCUGAUCGUUUGGUUCUGAGGCCUGGUUUGCUCUUAAUUCCUAGAUGGACUCCUCGGACCUUAACCCUUUUCCUGAGCUUUCUUUACUGCACUGGAGUUCAACUUCCUUUGAGUUGUGUGAGGGGGUGGGAGGGUUGAGGGGGGGUUAUUUUGUUGUUGUUUUGUGGUUUUUUUGUUUUCGUUUUUGUUUUGCUGAUUGGUGCAUAUAUUCAGGUACCACCUUUGACGUGUGGAUCUCUCUCCUGACCACCGUGGGAAGUGUCUGCCGGAUUCCAGUUUCUAAGUUUCUGAGGGUGAGGCUCUUACUUUUUUUUUAAGGGAGCCAAUCUAUUUCCUGCACUUCAAGAAGAAUCAAAAUGUUCCUGAAUUUCAAAUACCUCAUGCAAAAAUGUCUCCUGAAAUAAGGGAAAAAACAAAACAAAACAAAACAAAAAAAAAAACACAACAAA
This is a messenger RNA of Neofelis nebulosa (Clouded leopard), 2688 nucleotides long. RefSeq names its product BAF chromatin remodeling complex subunit BCL7A (gene BCL7A). Bases 175 to 870 code for a protein of 231 amino acids. Lineage: Eukaryota; Metazoa; Chordata; Mammalia; Carnivora; Felidae. The record is from RefSeq and is a predicted model, not a curated record. The transcript has 6 exons.